AUGAUUGAGGGAAUGGUGAAGGAUGGUGUUAUUGAACCUUCAUCUAGUCCAUGGUGUUCACCUGUGGUGCUGGUAAAGAAGAAGGACGGCAGCAUGCGGUUUUGUGUUGACUACCGCCGCCUGAACGACGUUACGAAGAAGGACAGCUAUCCCUUGCCUAGAAUUGAUGACACGCUGGACAUGCUCACAGGCGUAAAGUGGUUUAGUACGCUGGACCUGAAAAGUGGCUACUGGCAGGUUGAAAUUGACCCUAAGGACAAGGAGAAAACUGCAUUCUCCACAGUAAAGGGUCUGUGGCAAUUUAAAGUCAUGCCGUUUGGAUUGUGCAAUGCUCCAGCAACGUUUGAAAGAUUGAUGGAGCUUGUACUUACCGGGCUAAUUGGAGAUGCCUGUCUGGUCUAUUUGGAUGACAUCAUCAUCGUAGGCCGUACGUUUGAGGAACACCUUCAAAACCUGGAACGCGUGCUCAUGAAGGUCCAGAGUGCCAACCUCAAGUUGAGUCCAAAGAAAGCACUUCACUAUUCAAACGGCAAGUUGGUUUUUUGGGAUAUAGCCAAACCUCUGCACAAGCUAACCGAGGAGAAGCGACAUUUCUGCUGGGAUGAAAGUUGCGAUAUUGCAUUCCAGGAGCUCAAGAACCGUCUGUGCAAAACACCUAUUUUGGGGUACCCUGAUGCGGGCAAGGAAUUCAUAGUUGAUACAGACGCAAGUGAUAUAGGACUUGGCGGUGUGUUGUCUCAACGGAAUGGUGACCAAGAGAUUGUGAUAGCGUACUUCAGCAAGUCAUUGUCAAAGCCGGAAAGGAACUACUGUGUCACAAGACGCGAAUUGCUUGCUGUGGUAAAGUCCUUGCAGCAUUUUAGCAAAUAUCUUCUAGGGCGGAAAUUCCACUUACGAACUGACCAUGCUGCACUGAAAUGGCUAUUGCAGUUCAAAAAUCCGGAAGAACAAGUUGCGAGAUGGAUUGAACUACUGCAGGAAUACGACUUUGUGAUCGAACAUCGCAGCGGGAAAUCUCAUGGCAAUGCAGAUGCAUUGUCAAGAAAACCUUGCCCUGAAGAUUGCAAGCAUUGUACUAGGCAAGAGGGUAAGGAAGUGGUAUCUGUGAGGAUGCUCAGGACAGACCAGCUCAGCAAUGAGUGGAAGGACAGCCUACAACAUGCACAGCAGGAAGAUUCGGAUAUUAAGCCGAUUCUGGAAUGGAUGAAGGCCAGUGCUCCUAAGCCCAAGUGGAGCGACGUCUCAGCAAUGAGUUCGACCACGAAAAGUAAUUGGGCCCAAUGGGACAGCUUGCUGAUUCAGGAUGGAGUCCUGUGCCGUAAAUGGGAAAAUGGUCGGGGAGACAGGUGUCAUUUGCAAAUGUUCGUCCCUAAGGCUAUAGUACCGGAUGUUCUACAGCUGUACCAUAGUGGUUGUUCAGGAGGCCACCUGGGAGUUAAACGAACUCUACUGAAGAUCCGAGAACGGUUUUACUGGGUCCACUGUCGUGACGAUGUCGAGGACUGGUGCCGCAAAUGUACAAGUUGUGCGGCUGUAAAGGGACCUCAAAUUCGUAGUAGAGGCGCAUUAAAAUUGUACAAUGUUGGUGCACCAUGGGAGAGGAUAGCCAUUGACGUUGCGGGGCCGUUUCCAGAAACUGAAAGUGGUAACAAGUAUUUCAUGGUUGUGAUGGAUUACUUCACUAAGUGGCCAGAAGUCUUUGCUAUUCCAAAUUAA
Molecule: messenger RNA, 1716 nt
Organism: Parnassius mnemosyne (clouded apollo)
Lineage: Eukaryota; Metazoa; Arthropoda; Insecta; Lepidoptera; Papilionidae
Source: the annotation of a GenBank genome assembly